GGUAGCGAAAGCCUCUUCGUUCAGAACUUUCAUCACUCCGCAGCAGUCAGGAGACAUAACCACAUACGACUCACUCCUUUCUUUCUCUCUCUCCAGAUCUAAACUCCAUUCCUUCUCUCUCCCAAAUCUUCACUUUCUCUCUCCAAUCUCUGAGAUUCUCAGCAAACUUAAACUCUUUACAGACAUAAAAUCUCCAACUAUAUGGUCUCAUAAACUAUAUAUAUUAUACGUUUUGUACCGCAUAUUCAUCGGAGCAUUUUUAGUUGCUAUUUCUUUCUUUUCGGAUCGAUAACUUAUUGUAUUCGACUUAAUUAGGGUUUCUCUAACUAUGGCAUCUGCUACUGUGUCUGCGUUUGAGGUUGGUUCGUAUUUUAUUACUCAAUAUUAUAAGGUUCUUAAGGAAUCGCCGGAGUAUUCUCAUCAGUUUUACAAUGAUUCUAGUACCUUGACUCGAGUUGAUGGUGAUGAUACUCAAACUGCUUCUACUAUGGUGGAUAUUUAUGCAGUACUUACUUCUCUAAAUGUUAGCGGUGUUGAAGUGACAAAGUUAAAUUGCCAAGACUCAUGGCAUGGUGGCAUUCUGCUUAUCGUAUCGGGCGUCGUGAGGUCGAGAAACUUCAGUGGCAAGAGGACGUUUACGCAGGCCUUCUUUUUAGCUCCCCAGGAGAAGGGUUAUUUUGUCCUAAAUGAUAUUCUUCAGUUCAAUGAUGAGGUCUUAGUUAAUCAGCAUCCAGUGCCUGAAGUACCUGAAGUCAAGGUCGAUUCUGAAUUACCUGCAUCCAGUCCUCGCUUAGAGCAGCCAGUAUCUAAUUACGAGUUGGAGGAAGAGACCAGGGAGUACGUGAAUACAAUCCAUAUUGCAGAAGAUAAUCCUGUUGACAAAUAUAGCCUCCCUGACGAAGAGCAACAUGAAGAGCCUCUUUCAGAAACCGUUGUCAAAGAAGCUCCUGUUGAAGAAUUUUCUCCACCUGAGAAUUCUCUGAACCAUAUGAAUUAUGUGGAAGACUUAAUACCAAUUCCAGCUGAUGAGCCUGCUGGGGAGCCCGCCAAACUAUCAUAUGCUUCCAUUCUGCGAGCAUCAAAAGCGCAGUUUCCACAACCAGCUGUUUCCCAACCUACUGCAGCAAGGCACAGCAUGCCAUCUCCACCAGAGCAGCAGCAGAAGGUGCAAGCAAAUGCCCCACAAUUAAACCCAUCAGCGUCAUCAUUUGUUCCCGAGGCAGCUGGUGUUGGGACGGAUGAAGGCUUAAUUCAAGACGAAGGUGUUCUCAUGUCUGUCUACGUAAGGAGCCUGCCUUUAAAUGUAACAACUGCUGAUCUUGAGAAGGAGUUCAAAAAGUUUGGUAGAAUCAAACCAAAUGGAGUAUUCAUUAGAAAUCGCAAGGAAAUUGGUGUUUGCUUUGCAUUUGUUGAAUUUGAGGACAUGUCUGGUGUUCAUAAUGCAAUCAAGAGUUCACCUAUAGAGAUGCUGGGUAGACAAGUUUACAUUGAAGAGAGGAGAGCAAGCAGCAACAGCAGUUCUCGCGGUGGAGUUGUAGCAAGGGGCAGAGGCCGAGGCAGUUACCAAAACAACACGUCAAGGGGACGUGGUGGGGUUAGAAACCCUGGUCGAGGAAAUGGCCUUGACGGUAACGAUUACAAUAGGGUCAGAGGCAAUGGCUACUAGCAGCAUACUCCCCAUCAAACAAAGCGCAUGCGAAGCAUUUAUCUUGAUCACGGGGUUGGGUGGUGAAGAUUAACGCUACAUUAUUGCUCAUUCUCUGUUGGUGUUCCUGUCUGUUUGGUUGUUAGUGAUGGACAUUUAGGUCUCCACCCUUGAUCUAGGGUUAAACCCUAAUGUGAGGGGAAUGGGAAGCAUAAAUUAGUUUAUAAUUUCUUUUGAAGGCAUGUACGCUGCUUUCGUCCCCAUAUGUUUUUCAUCUUUGUGGGGUUCUUUUUGAAUUUUCUGCCAAAGGUUUGAUUAUCUGGCUGCCUUGUCUUGAUUUUGUGGUACCAGAAUUUUGGUUAAUUUUACUAAUGAGAUACAAUUGAGCUUGAUUUGGAUA
Messenger RNA from Beta vulgaris subsp. vulgaris (sugar beet), 2045 nucleotides. Its product is annotated as nuclear transport factor 2. Lineage: Eukaryota; Viridiplantae; Streptophyta; Magnoliopsida; Caryophyllales; Amaranthaceae. The transcript is spliced from 9 exons. Bases 329 to 1666 code for a protein of 445 amino acids. The record is from RefSeq and is a predicted model, not a curated record. Gene Ontology annotation, molecular function: mRNA binding. Gene Ontology annotation, cellular component: cytosol; ribonucleoprotein complex.